Anoplopoma fimbria (sablefish) is the source of this 4563-nucleotide messenger RNA. RefSeq names its product structural maintenance of chromosomes 6 (gene smc6). The record is from RefSeq and is a predicted model, not a curated record. Gene Ontology annotation, molecular function: damaged DNA binding; single-stranded DNA binding. Gene Ontology annotation, cellular component: nucleus; site of double-strand break; Smc5-Smc6 complex. Lineage: Eukaryota; Metazoa; Chordata; Actinopteri; Perciformes; Anoplopomatidae. The transcript has 27 exons. Gene Ontology annotation, biological process: double-strand break repair via homologous recombination. The coding region runs from base 303 to 3542 and encodes 1079 amino acids.
ACAUCAAACAAACCGUGUUUAAUAGUUGCAGUGUGUUUAUAUGGGUUGAACUACAAACUCUGAUAAGUGUACAGUCUCCGUCCUAUUCAUUCAUGCAUUCUCGACGUGAACCCAGGUAGCUCCGGAGAGCCAAUCACAAGGCGCGCUGUCUGUUCCGUGUUUUGCAGAAAAGCGACUCCCUCACCCGUCACUGCUGCAGAACAGACUGCUGCACACCGACCAGGAAGUCCUCAUAAAACGAAACACCGUCUUCUCAUGUUGUUUUUUGCAGGCUGCACGCGUACAAUGUGACUUGUUUCAAAAUGAGUAAGAGGAAAGGCAAAGCGAUCGGUGACGUUACAGCCGUCAAGAGCCGCAGACUGAUCGCUCAUACGAAGCAUCAGAGACCUUCAUCCAGCAGAGGCUCUCCCUCCGCCACAGGAGAUAUCGGCCUCAUUGAGAGCAUCACUCUGAAGAACUUCAUGUGUCACCAUUGGCUUGGUCCGUUCCAGUUUGGGCCCAAUGUGAAUUUCAUCAUCGGCAACAAUGGAAGUGGAAAAAGUGCCAUCCUGACUGCUUUGAUCGUGGGCCUCGGGGGAAAGGCCACCGUCACAAACAGAGGAAUGUCUCUGAAGGAUUUUGUGAAAACCAGCGAGAACACUGCAGAUAUAACAGUAAAGCUGAGAAACCGAGGACCAGACGCUUUUAAAAGGGACAUCUACGGCGACUGCAUCUCCAUCGAGCACCGGAUCUCCAGUGACGGAUGCAGGACCUGCAGAUUGAGGAACAAAACAGGACAACUUAUCUCAAGCAAGAAGGAGGAGCUGACGGCCAUUUUGGACCACUUUAACAUCCAGUUGGAUAACCCCGUGUCCAUUCUCAACCAAGAAAUGAGUAAACAGUUCCUGCAUUCAAAAAAUGAAUCCGACAAGUAUAAGUUCUUCAUGAAAGCGACUCUGCUGGAACAGAUGAAGAGAGAUUACAUCCACAUCAAGCACACCAAAACAAUUACACGGCAGCAGGUUGAGAGACAAGAGGAGUCUCUAAAGGACCUGAAGCAAGUGUUUCUCCAGAAGAAAGAGAGGUAUGAAAAGUUACCGUCCUUCAGCGAGAUGAAAGUGGUUUUGGAGAAUCUGAAGAAAGCAAUGGCUUGGUGUUUGGUCAGAGAUAAGGAGCAGCUUGUGCAGCAGUUAAGGGAGAACUUUGACAAGCAGGCGAAUAAUCACACACAUCAGGACAACCUUCAGCUCUGUCAGUUUAAGGUCACACAAGUAGAGAAGAAGCUUCAGUUCAUCAAAAGCAGGUUUGGCAGCAUGAGACAGGAGCAGGAGUCUCUAUCUGAAGACAAUCUGAUGUUGAAAGAGAAAGUGAAGGUCGUCAGCAAAGCUCACAAGGACCAGGAGCUUGUUUAUUUUCGAGCUCUGAACAAACUCAGGCAGUCAGAGAAGGAGCAAAACCUUCUUCAGGAGAGAAUUAAUAAGGCAAAAACAAGUGUAAGCCUGAACAAUGAUGGAGACACCGAAUAUACAAAACAGCAGAAGAAAAUAUCCAUUCUGAAGGAGCAGCUUGCUGAGCUUGAGACAAAGUGCUCAAAGCUGAAUCAGGAGAUCAAGAACAAACAUCAGGCACUUUUCACAGGAAGGGAAGAGCGGGACAAGCUGAGAUUGGAGGAAAGAAACAUCCAGGUUGUGUACGAGUCCAAACUGAGGAGGAAGAAUCAGAUCCUCGCCAGCCGAUCGAACAAACUGAAGCGGUUUGGAGAUCAGAUACCCGACCUGCUGGGUUCCAUCGCCGAGGCGUACGCCACAGGACGCUUUCUCAAGAGACCUGUUGGUCCAAUAGGGGCGUGCAUCAGCUUGAAGGAUCCCAUGUUGGCUGUAGCCCUGGAGUGCUGUCUGCGGAGCUUCAUGAAGGCUUUCUGCUGCGACAACUACAAAGACGAGGCGGUUCUCCAGGAGCUGAUGUGUCGCUACUAUCCAAAGGGCAACAGGCCGCAGAUCAUCGUCAGCCCUUUCUCUGAAAAAGUUUACAACAUUCAUGGACGGAAAGCACAUCAUCCAGAAUAUCCGUCAGUGCUGGACAUAAUCACAGCAACAAGCCCGGUCAUCAUCAACUGCCUGAUCGAUAUGAGGGGGAUAGAAUCAAUUCUCAUUAUCAAAGAAAAAGACAAAGCGAGGAGGAUCAUGCAGCAAGACCGGCCUCCUAAAAACUGCCGUGAAGCCUUCACCGCUGAGGGAGAUCAGGUGUAUACAAACCGUUAUUACACCUCCGACUUCAGCAUGGCCAAGUAUCUGGGCGGGGAUCUCGAGACUGAAAUAAGUAUGUUGGAGUCAGACCUGGAGAAUCUCCAGGCUCAGCUGUCCAGGUUUCAGCUCCAAGUGACCUCUGUGACCGAGGACAUCGUGAGCAUGGAGAGCAAUCUGAACAACACCAUCAUGACCCUAAAGAAGACUCUGGUCUCUGUGAAUCAAGUCAAGGCGUCAAUAACUGAGCUGGAGACUGCUGGCGAGGAUCACAUCGAUGACAUCAGCUCCUUGGAAGAAGUCGCCCAAGAGAACCUACAGAAGAUUGAGGAGGAAAGGCAGACUGUUCGUGAGGCGAAGACGGAGCUCGACGAACAUCAGAGAACAGCAGAGGACAUCGAGUCCAAGUACUCUGCUGUUAGAGAACGGAUUGAUCAGCUUUCUGAUGACACAGAGUCGUUAAAGGAUGAGCAGCUGAAGCUGGAGGUUGAGUGGGCAAAACAUGAACGAACCCUUAAGAUUUUAGAAACCAAACUGGAAGCUCAUGAAUUCAACAUCCAAGCUAUGAACACUGAACUCGCCAAAAGAGAGGAAGAGUUACAGGACUAUGUGGCCAAAGCUACCGAGAUCAGCCCCGAGCGGCAGCAGGUGACCGUCAGCACCAGGAGCAUCGACACCGAAAUCACUCGGCUGAAGAAGAAAAUCCAAGUGUACGAGAGCAGCCACGGCGAGCAGGAGCAGGUGGUCAGGGAGUACGCUGAGGCCCUCGCUCUCUACAGAGAGAAAACCAACCAAGUGAGAGAUCUGCGGAAGUUCAUCGAUCAGCUCGAUAACAUCAUGUCGGACAGGCAGAACAGAUACAAAAUAAUGCGUAGGUCACUCUCUGUCAGAUGCAAGUUAUACUUCAAUAACUUCCUGAUAAAGAUGAACUGCUGUGGCUCCAUGGUUUUUGAUCACAACAAUGAGACGCUCUCAAUCUCGGUGAAGCCUCCAGGCAGAGAGGACGAUGGUGUGAGUGACAUGAGGUCGCUGUCUGGGGGUGAACGCUCCUUCUCCACCGUUUGCUUCAUGCUCUCUCUGUGGGAGAUCACCGAGUCGCCCUUCAGAUGCCUCGAUGAGUUCGACGUCUACAUGGAUAUGCACAAUCGCAGAAUCUCUCUGGAUCUCCUCCUGGAGCUGUCAGAGCGGCAGCACCUUCGACAGUUCAUCUUCAUCACUCCCCUCACCACCAGCAAUCUGCCCAAAUCCAGCCUCAUCAAAAUCCACCAUCUUCAAGAUCCUGAAAGAGUUCGUAGUGAAACAAUGGAUGAAGAUGUUUGAACUGAGCUCCAGUGACCGAAACAUAAAAAGUGACAGACAUGAGGAUGAUUAUUCAUUUGCACAGUUGAUGUAUAUUUCAGUAUUGUUGAGUGUGUUUGGUAGUUGUAAAUGUCAUUGGUUUGUUUCCUAUGAUGAAUUUGUGAAUGUGUCAUAUCAUUCCUAUUAAUGCAAGAACGUUUUCAGUAUUUUAUAUUUUUAUGGAUUAUACCCCUUGUAGAAGUUGAUUACUUUGCAUUAGAAUCGAGCAUAUGUAUCAAAAAAAGGUUCAUCUUAGUUAAAAAAAUAUAUUUUUUUUAGUCUCUAUUUACAUGGUGAAGUAUACCUUAAUCUUUAACUCAAGCUAUUUGUUAUAAAUAUUUGACACAUUCUCCAGAAAAUAAGAGGAAAUUAUUAAUGUGGACAGAAGUGCUGCAUUACAAGAAUUACUCUUUUAUGAAAUGUAGUAAUGGUCUUAUUUUAAUAUGGUUUGCUGUUUAUUGUUUUCUCACUCUGAUGGCACUGCUGCCUCUCAGGAUGUAGGUUAGUUCACAUGACUUUUGGUGUGUAAAGUGCAGUUCUGCCUCUAGGGGCCACAAGUAAGAUACUCAAUCUGGAUAUAACUUGUAAAUAUUUAUCAUCCAUUUUAACAUUUUGGCCAUCUAAAUAACACAUUCAUUUCCGUUAUGAGUGGUAGUUUACUUUUAAAAUAUUUUACUCUGAAAAGGUUUUAAUGCUAUUUUUAUGUAGUUUUACCUCAAGAGCCUGCUUUCAGAGAUGACGACUUUUACUGUUAGAACGCAGAACUCUACUGAAACUGUCAGUGUUAAUAUUUAUAAUACGUUUGCUCCUAGAGUCGGUCAUAUUUGGGCUCUGUGACAUAAACAUGUGCACUCGCCAGUUCUCUUAAAACUGGUCAUCUAGCAGUCGUUUUCAGUAACUGCUGUGAAGAAUCAAAGCCAUUGUUACAAUAAAUUUUGGAUCAUCUAAACACCUUUGUUUUCGGUCCUACUUUUCAUACAUAACAUUAAGACCUUUCAACCGC